UUCACACUCAUGUGUCUAUAAAUAAAGUCAUUUCUAUAGCCAAGAUUUGUUUUAAUACAGCACAUGUGAUUGUGACCAUGUCUCUCAAAUGUUUGGUGUUUAUUUAUUUAUUAUGUGAACUUUGUAGUGCAUAUAAAGUGUUAGUGGUCUUUCCAUUGCCUGGAAAAAGCCAUUCUAUAUUGGGAGAAGGAUAUGUGCGGCAUUUGGUUAACGCUGGACAUGAGGUCACUUACCUCACAGCCAUUCCUGCCAAGAUGAAGUCUGAAAAUCUACGGCACAUACUGCUAGAAUCUAAUUUUAAAUACUUUCCUGAAGAUGAAAUUCUGGAUAUUAGCAAAAUGUUAUCUAAAGAAACUGAAAUGACAAGUCUUCGAACAGUAUUGGAAGUGAUGUACACACUAGCGAAUGCUACUGUAAAUCAUCCAAAUGUUCAAAAUCUUAUGAAUAAUUUGGAUGAGAAAUUCGAUCUUGUUAUAGCAGAAUGGAUGUACAAUGAGUUAUAUGCUGGAAUUGCAGCAGUAUUCAAAUGUCCUCUAAUCUGGUCAUCGUCAGUUAAUCCACAUCCUCUUGUGCUAGCCCUGAUCGAUGAAGCACCGAACCCAGCAUACGCAGCAGACUUGGUACAGUCUGAUGCAGUUCCACCUUUCACUUUCUGGGAGCGCUGUCAAGAAUUAUGGACGCAAAUACAUACGCAAUAUAUGCUGUGGCAGCUGCGUGCGGGCGACAAUCAAGUAUACAUAGACGCUUUUACACCACCAUUCCAAAAACGAGGCCAGGCUUUACCCCCGUAUGAAGAAGUCAAAUAUAACGCUUCCUUGAUCCUGGGUAACUCCCAUGUAUCUACUGGAGAAGCUAUUCGGUUACCAAUAAACCAUAUUAACAUAGGAGGUUAUCAUAUCGAUGAAGUUGUGAAGCCAUUGCCGAAGGACUUGCAAGAAAUAAUGGACAAUGCAAAGAACGGAGUUAUCUACUUCAGUAUGGGAUCGAUGCUAAAGAGUCGGUCGAUGCCAAAUGAGUUGAAGAGAAGAAUUUUAGAUAUGUUCAGUCAAUUGAAGCAAACUGUUUUGUGGAAAUUUGAGGAGGACCUACCAAAUUUGCCUAAAAACGUGCACAUACUAAAAUGGGCACCACAACAAAGUAUUUUAGCUCAUCCAAAUUGUAUCCUAUUUAUUACACAUGGAGGUCUAUUAUCAACUACCGAGGCUCUCCAUUUUGGUGUCCCUAUUAUUGGAAUACCAAUGUUCGCAGACCAAGCUUUAAAUGUUAAAAGAGCUCAAUCAAAGGGUUUUGCUAUAAAAGUUACAUUUGAUAACGAUGUACCAGAUAAUUUGAAAGCUGCUAUCACUGAAAUUCUAGGAAAUCCCAAAUACAGAGAACGCGUCACAGAGCUAUCUUUUGUCCACCACCAUCGACCGGUGUCUCCCAGCACGGAACUUUUGCACUGGGUUGACCACGUGGUGAAGACACGCGGGGCGCCGCAUCUACGCUCUCCCGCGCUUAUGAUGCCCUGGUACCAGAAAUAUUAUCUCGACCUGGUUGCUAUCAUCCUAGUAGUUUUAAUUGCAGUAAUUCGGCUUAUUAAAAUGAUUUUAUGUUCAUCUAAUAAUAAGUCAGCUAUUGGUAGCAAAAAAUUCAAUUAGAUAGACAAUUUUUUAGUAUAGGUAGUUAGCUAGUUUUUUUUGGGAAAAUUUGUGUUCAUAAUGUGUGAAUUAAGAAACAAUUUUAUUAAAUCAAUGUGUUUUCAGCAAUUUAUGAGCUCACGAAAUUUGUUGUUAUCUAUUUUUUUAUAAAUAAUAUUAAAAAGUUCCGCUUAGCAAUAACAUAAUUAUGUAGAAUUAAACAAUUGUUACACAAAU
Messenger RNA from Colias croceus (clouded yellow), 1856 nucleotides. Its product is annotated as UDP-glucosyltransferase 2-like. Gene Ontology annotation, molecular function: UDP-glycosyltransferase activity. The transcript is spliced from 8 exons. Lineage: Eukaryota; Metazoa; Arthropoda; Insecta; Lepidoptera; Pieridae. The record is from RefSeq and is a predicted model, not a curated record. The coding region runs from base 78 to 1640 and encodes 520 amino acids.